AUGGACUUUAUUACUUCUAUUGUCUCUGGAGUUGUCGUAAAGAUUGCUGAGACUACAGUCGUACCACUUUAUCGCCAAGUGGGUUAUGUUAUUCACUACAAAAGCAACCUUCAAAAUCUGAGGGAUCAAGUGGAGAACCUAGGUUGUGCUAAAGACAGGAUGCAACACACUCUUGAUGAUGAGGUCAAAAGAAAAGGUAAAAGAGUUGAACAUGAUGUUGAGAACUGGCUCACAAAAGUGGAUGAGAUCACUCAGGAGGUUGACGUUUUCUUGCAAGAUGAAUGCCAUGCGAAGACCAAGUGUUUCCAUGGAUUUUGUCCUAAUCCAAUUCUUCGAUACCAGUUCAGUAGAAAAUCAACAAAAUUGGUGCAGAAGGUUGAAUUCCAUGAAAAGAGAGAAUUUACCACUCUUUCAUACAAUAUCCCCCCACAAGAUGUAUGCAGUAUUCAAUCCCGAGAUUACCUAGCCUUUGAAUCAAGGCUUUCGAUUGUGAAAGAUAUCAUGGAGAAACUGAGAAAUCCAGAUACCAACAUGAUUGACUUGGAAGGCAUUCAGAAGCAAAUUCUUGAAAAAUUAGAUAUGGAGGUUGUUGAUGGUCAAACUAUAGCUAAAAGAGCAUCUCUACUAUGGGAUAGGAUAAAACACAAGAGGGUUCUUAUCAUUUUAGACGACAUUCCAGAAAGAAUUGAUUUGGAGACUAUGGGAGUUUGGAGUGUGCCAACUUGUAAUAUAAUGGUCACAGCAAGAAAUCGAAGAGUUUUAUACUCCGAGAUGCGUACACAAGAGGAUUUUCUGCUUGACGUUUUGGGAGAAAUAGAAACCUGGAGUUUGUUUGAGAAGGUGGCCGGUGAUAUUGUUAAAGAAAACCCUAUAAGAACAAUAGCCAUAGAAGUUGCCAAGAAGUGUGGAGGUCUGCCAAUUUUAGUGGUCGCUGUUGCAAGUGCCUUGAGAAUUAGUACUUUACAUGAGUGGAAGGAUGCCUUGAGACGGUUAAAAAAGUUUGACAUGAAAGAAUUGGCAGAAAAAGCAAUGUUAACUCUAGAGUGGAGUUACAAUCAAUUAGAUGCUGAAGAGCUUAAGCCACUAUUCCUCCUUUGUGGAAUUAUUGCUUGGCGUAGUAAUAAGAUAAAUCUCAAUGACUGCUUCAAAUAUAGUAUGGGAUUGGGUUUGUUGAAACAAGUGGAUACAAUGGAAGAAGCACAAGCUGCAUUUCAUUCAUUGAUUAAAAGGCUUCAAAACUAUUGUUUGUUGCUAGAGCAGCAAGACGGUAUUUACAGUACAGUUGUCAGAAUGCAUGAGCUUGUCCGUAAUGUUGCCAUCAUGAUUGCACGCAGAGAUCAACAUGUCCUCAUAAGAGAAUCUGAAGAGCUGUUUGAAGAAUGGCCAAAUAAGGCUUUCUUUAAAAAGUGCACUAUGAUUUGGGGAUCAGUCGCUACAAAUAGGUUCCAACUUUUUUGA
Rosa chinensis is the source of this 1458-nucleotide messenger RNA. Its product is annotated as disease resistance protein At4g27190-like. Gene Ontology annotation, molecular function: ADP binding. The record is from RefSeq and is a predicted model, not a curated record. Lineage: Eukaryota; Viridiplantae; Streptophyta; Magnoliopsida; Rosales; Rosaceae. The coding region runs from base 1 to 1458 and encodes 485 amino acids. The transcript has 3 exons.